AUGCAUCAUACUAGCACUAGCAUGCGUCAUACUAGCACUAGCAUGCGUCAUACUAGCACUAGCAUGCGUCAUACUAGCACUAGCAUGCGUCAUACUAGCACUAGCAUGUGUCAUACUAGCACUAGCAUGUGUCAUACUAGCACUACCAUGUGUCAUACUAGCACUAGCAUGUGUCAUACUAGCACUAGCAUGUGUCAUACUAGCACUAGCAUGUGUCAUACUAGUACUAGCAUGUGUCAUACUAGUACUAACAUGUGUCAUACUAGUACUAGCAUGUGUCAUACUAGUACUAGCAUGUGUCAUACUAGUACUAGCAUGUGUCAUACUAGUACUAGCAUGUGUCAUCCUUGUAGUAGCAUGUGUCAUAUUAGUACUAGCAUGUGUCAUACUAAUAGUAGCAUGCAUCAUCCUAGUACUAGCAUGCGUCAUACUAGUACUAGCAUGCGUCACAGUAGCACUAGCAUGUGUCACACUAGCACUAGCAUGCUUCACACUAGCAUGCAUCACACUAGCACUAGCAUAAGCCACACUAGUACUAGCAUGCAUCAUACUAGUACUAGCAUGCAUCACACUAGUAUUAGCACUCAUCACACUAGUAUUAGCAUGCAUCACACUAGUAUUAGCAUGCAUCAUACUAGUACUAGCAUGCAUCACACUAGUACUAGCAUGCAUCACACUAGUACUAGCAUGCAUCACACUAGUACUAACAUGCAUCAUACUAGUACUAGCAUGCAUCAUACUAGUACUAGCAUGCAUCAUACUAGUACUAGCAUGCAUCAUUCUAGUACUAGCAUGCAUCAUACUAGUAUUAGCAUGCAUCAUACUAGUAUUAGCAUGCAUCAUACUAGUACAGUACUAGCAUGCAUCAUAUUAGUACUAGCAUGA
This is a messenger RNA of Procambarus clarkii (red swamp crayfish), 885 nucleotides long. NCBI's taxonomy places the organism in Eukaryota, Metazoa, Arthropoda, Malacostraca, Decapoda, Cambaridae. The record is from RefSeq and is a predicted model, not a curated record.